Pseudozyma flocculosa PF-1 is the source of this 1701-nucleotide messenger RNA. RefSeq lists its product as uncharacterized. Gene Ontology annotation, biological process: negative regulation of transcription by RNA polymerase III. The transcript has a single exon. Gene Ontology annotation, cellular component: nucleus. The record is from RefSeq and is a predicted model, not a curated record. The coding region runs from base 1 to 1701 and encodes 566 amino acids. Gene Ontology annotation, molecular function: RNA polymerase III core binding. NCBI's taxonomy places the organism in Eukaryota, Fungi, Basidiomycota, Ustilaginomycetes, Ustilaginales, Ustilaginaceae.
AUGAAGUACCUCGAAUACCCCGAGCUCGAGCUCCUCUCGCGCGCCCUCACCUUUGAGUCGGCAGAGUGCAAGGUCUUCACCCGCAUGGAGGCCUACUCGUGCAAGACUGUGACCAAGGAGAAGCGCCUCUUCAAGAGCCUCGAGUCGUCCUACCUCCGCUCCGCCUCGACCUCGCCCCCUGACUACCUCGAAGAGGCCCUCGCAUCGCCCUUUGGCCGCCUCGACCAGCCCUCGGCGCGCAAGACCCUCUUCCUGCUGAUCGCCACGCUCAACGUCGCCUUCCCGGAUCACGACUUUAGCGAGGUCAACCCGACCGACUUCCGGCGCGAGAUCAGCCCCGCCAUGGUCCUCAACAGCUUGAGCACCACUCUCCUCAGCCUCAAGACGACGUCCAAUGCGCCGCGCUCCUACAGCUCGCUCUCUGGCUCGUUUGAAGAGACCGCCCUGACCACGUCAUCCCCCGGCGGCUUCUCGUUUGGGCCGGACGCGUCAAAGACGCUCAACCUGCCGCCCCUCAUCACCCACCCGGCCCUCUCGAGCAUCCUCGACGACAUCAUGAACGUGUCCGAGUGCGAGGUGUUCACGUUCCAUCCGGACAUGGACUCGGAUCCGCACGCCAGCGCCGAGCCCGAGGAGGAGGGCGACUUUGGCGACGACGACCCCUUCGACGACUACUGGGACGGCGACGACGCCGACAUGCGCGACGAGGGCACGCCUCGCCCGCGAGGCGCCGACGACGACGACGACGAGAUGGUCGACGACCCCAUGUUUGACGAGGACGUCUACGGCGGCGGCCUAGGCGGCGGCGAGAGGGACGGCAACACGAGCGCCACCUCGAUGAGCUCCGGUCCGCGCACGCCCGGCAGCCACAAUGUCGCGCUGCCCUCGCGCGGCUUCUCCCCGUCCAAGGCGCGCUUCGGCGUCGAGAGCGGCAGCUACUCGUCGUUUGACGACGCGUCCGGAUUCGUCGAAGACGACGACUUGGACGGCACGGGCGCCGGCCUGCUCUGGUCGACGUUUGCGUUCUUCUACAACCGCAAGAUGAAGCGGAUUCUCUUUGUCUCGGUGUGGAGCCGCAAGAAUUCGCGCAUCGGGCUGCCCAGCCAUUCCUGGGGCUACCCGCAACCGACGACGAUGCUGGGGACGUCGUUCAGCUCGCCACCGCUGGCGCCAACGAGCGUGACGAAGGCGACGCCGCGGAGGACGUCUCCGACCAGGGGCGCCGGGGCAGCGCGGACCCGGUCCGGGGCGGCAGCGCAGAAGAAGACAUCGCCGCGCACCGCAUCGCCUGCCAAGCGGGCCAUCGCGCGCACCGACUCGGCCACGUCGCUUCCCGGCGGUGGCGGCGGCGGCGCUAUCCAGCGCGGCCGGCAUUCGCGAGCUGCCUCGGGCAGCCCGGCGCCAUCGGCGCUGUCGCCCUUUCCGCACGCAUCUCCGCGCGCCCCGUCGCGGACGCAGGACGCCAUCCACCCGGCCGGUGGCGGCCGCAUCUCGCUCGGUGGCAAGGCGAGUGCAGGCACCUUUGCCAGCCUCGACGGGGCCGUGCUCAGCGCCAGCGCGCCCGCGUCCGGGCUGAGCAGCAUGUCCAAGGCGCCGACGACGGCGACCUCACCGACGGGCGCUAGCCGGUCCAAGCGGAGCGGCGAAGCGCCUGCUGGCGGGUCCGUCGAGCAAAAGCGGGCGAGGAAGCAGGCUGCCUAG